Messenger RNA from Sinocyclocheilus rhinocerous, 4509 nucleotides. RefSeq lists its product as uncharacterized. Lineage: Eukaryota; Metazoa; Chordata; Actinopteri; Cypriniformes; Cyprinidae. Bases 89 to 4483 code for a protein of 1464 amino acids. The transcript has 27 exons. The record is from RefSeq and is a predicted model, not a curated record.
AUUUUGCAGGGCUUGGCAUAGAACUUUUCUAUCCAAUCCAUUUGUUUGUGAAUGAGACUUCAUUAAGAAGGGCAAACCCAGGAUCGUGAUGGGACCUCUGCUACUUAAACUGCUUUUACAAGGUGUUCUGCUGAAUGAUGCUUUGGCAUGGUAUGUGAGUAUGCCAUUGGAAAUUCGUGGCCUCAAAGGUUCUUGUCUGGUUAUACCAUGUUCUUUCUACUACACAUCAUACCCACCCAAAGACCCACGUAGAGUUGUGUGGUAUCAGUGGGUCUCUAUAGGUUAUCCUUUAGUUUACGAUCCAUCGCAUCCAAAUUAUGUCAUUGAGAAGUUCAGAGAGAAAACUUAUUUAUAUCGUGAACCAUCAAGUUGGGAUUGCAGUCUGCUGAUCAAAAACCUUGAACUGUACCACCAUGGAGAGAAAUUAUACACAUGGAUUGACCCAGAAAAUGUUGGAUGGCGCACAUACAAAUUUUAUGACGUCACCUCUACUAUUGUUGUUGACACACAGCCACAUCAGCCCAGCAUUUAUAUUUAUGGAGGUGAAAGGACGGGUGACACUGUCACAGUAGCAUGUUCAGCUUCCCACACGUGUCCAUUCAGCAAACCAAAAAUCACUCUGAGCGGUAUAGAAGGAACUGACGAAAUCAGGGAUGAGUCUAAAGACAGUCUGUGGAAAAUCACUCUGACACGCACAGGUGUCUUAAAGGCAGAGCGCUCGACUAUUAAGUGUUCAGUAACACAUUAUGGUGACAUAACAGUGACAGCUACAGAGGACAAAAGCGCAGAAUGUGCUCAUCAUAAAAUAACGAUUGAGCCUGAACUGGCAGAUGUCACAGAGGGCAUCGCAAAGAACUUCAUUUGUAGCGUCUACCAUUCCUGCCAGAAAGAGAAUCCAACCAUCACAUGGAACUAUGAGAACAUGCAGGUCACAACGGGGAACAAAAAACUCUCUGGUUUAGAUCAGAUCAGCUAUUCCAACAUAACCUUUCUGGCUGCAAAAGAGGACAAUGAAAAGAAACUGAUUUGCACUGCAACAUUUUCUGGAGCAGACUUUAAGGCAUCUGUUGUUUUACGUGUGCAACAGUAUCAAAAACCAGCUAGUCCAAUGCAGAAUGAAACCUAUUUCCAACACGUGGCAGAUGUGAUACCCAAGAUCACUGCGUUGCCUCGUUCGUGUGUGGUAAUACCGUGCAGUUUCAAGAUGGAGGAGGAAUAUGUCACUCGACUUCGGGUUCUUUGGGUCACCAAAAAAGGUGGCUUCAUGUUCCACACCGACCCAGUUGAUGUCUUGGACAACUUCAAAGGCCGCACAAGGCUCCUCGGAAACCCGGAUGAGCAAGACUGUACUGUGGAGAUGGAUAAUGUGCAAACUCAUGACAACGGGCCGUUCUGUUUCCGAGCAGAAAGAGAAAAUGAGAGAUACAGCUUCAACAACAGCUGUGUGUUCAUUAUAAUGCGGGCAUCUCCCGACAAACCUGUGAUGUCAUCCCUCCCUGAAGACAUCGAGCCCGGGACACGAGUCGCCGUCAAAUGCUCAGUCAACCACACAUGCUCCUCUCACCCUCCCCAAAUCACCUGGAGCGUCCCAACAGCCCGAGAAACUAUCAGCCACAGUCACAUGGGUGGAGGCGUCUGGGAAACAGUGUCCGCUGUGACCUUUAUUCCUACUGGAUAUGAAGAGAAAGAUGAAAUUGUCUGCACUGCCAAAUUUUGGGGUGGUAAAACACAGGAAAAUACUGCCUUCCUCAGUAUUAGAAGAGUUCAAGGGGUUGGUUUUGGGCCUUAUGUCAUUGGAUCGUCACUUGUGUUCAUCCUAAUUUGCAUAUUUGCUGGAGUCUUCAUUUACAAGAGGCGACACAACAAACCAGGCAUCACUCUCAAUGGUAUAGAAGGAAAUGACCAAAUCAGGGACGAAUCUAUUAAAAACGGACCGUGGAAAACCACUCUAACACGCACAGGUGUCGUAAAGGCAGAGCGCUUGAAAAUUGAGUGUUCAGUAACACAUUAUGGUGGCAUAAAAGCGACAGCUACACAAGAGAAAAGUGCACAAUGUGUUCAUCAUAAAAUAACGAUUGAGCCUGAACUGGCAGAUGUCACAGUGGGCAUCGCAAAGAACUUCAUUUGUAGGGUCUACCAUUCCUGUAAGAACAAGAAUCCAACCAUCACAUGGAACUAUGAGAACAUGCAGGUCACAACGGGGAGCAAAACACUUUCAGGUUUAAAUCAGAUCAGCUAUUCCAGCAUAACCUUUCUGGGUGCAAAAGAAGAUCAUGGGAAGAAAUUGAUUUGCACUGCAAAAUUUUCUGGAGGAUACAUUUCAGCUUCUGUUGUUUUACAUGUACAACGUAUUCUGCUGUAUGAUGCUUUGGGAUGGGAAGUGAGUAUGCCGAAAGACAUUCAUGGCCUCAAAGGUUCCUGUCUGGUUAUACCAUGUUCUUUCAGCUAUAAAUCAAACCCACCCAAAAACCCACGUAGAGUUGUGUGGUAUCAGCGGGUCUCUACAGGUUAUCCUUUGGUUUACGAUGCAUGGUAUCCAAAUGAUGUCAUUGGGAAGUUCAGAGGAAAAACUGAUUUAUAUGGAAAAUCAGAUUGGGAUUGCAGUCUGCUGAUUAAAAAUCUGGAACCGUCCCACAAUGGAGAGAAAUUAUACACAAGGAUUGACCCUGAAAAUAUUGCAUGGCAAAACUAUGAAACUGAUGAUGCUACCUCUACAGUUCUUGUCGAUGCAACUCCACUGCAGCCCAGCAUCAGUAUUUAUGGAGGUGAAAGAACAGGUGAAACCGUCAUAGUAGCAUGUUCAGCUUUCCACACGUGUCCAUACAGCAAACCAAACAUCAUUCUGAACGGUAUAAAAGGAUCUGACGAAAUAAAGGAUGAGUCUGUUAAAGACGGCCUGUGGAAAAUCACUCUGACACGCACAGGUGUUGUAAAGGCAGAAAGCACGACUAUUAAGUGCUCAGUAACACAUUAUGGUGGCAUAACAGUGACAGAUACAGAGGUCAAAAUUUCAAGAUGUGUUCAUCAUAACAUAUCGAUUGAGCCUGAACUGGCAGAUGUCACAGAGGGCGUCGCACAGAACUUCACUUGUACCAUUUACCAUUCCUGCCAGAAAGAGAAUCCAGCCAUCACAUGGAACUAUGAGAACAUGCAGGUCUUAGAGUGGAACAAAAAGCAUUCCGAUUUAGAUCACUUUCAGGUUGCAUUUUCCAACAUAACCUUUCUGGGUGCAAAAGAAGACCAUGGGAAGAAACUGAUAUGCACUGCAAAAUUUUCCGGAGGAAACAUUGAAACUUAUGUUGUUUUGCAUGUACAACAAUAUCAAAAACCAGUGGAUCAAAUCCUGAAUGAAACCUAUUUCCAAUACGUGGCAGAUGUGAUACCCAAGAUCACCGCGUUGCCUCGUUCGUGUGUGGUAAUACCGUGCAGUUUCAAGAUGGAGGAGGAAUAUAUCACUCGACUUCGAGUUCUUUGGGUCACCAAAAAAGGUGGCUUCAUGUUCCACACCGACCCAGUCGAUGUCUUGGACAACUUCAAAGGCCGCACAAGACUCCUCGGAAACCCGGAUGAGCAAGACUGUACUGUGGAGAUGGAUAAUGUGCAAACUCAUGACAACGGGCCGUUCUGCUUCCGAGCAGAAAGAGAAAAUGAGAGAUACAGCUUCAACAACAGCUGUGUGUUCAUUAUCAUGAGGGCACCCAACGGACCUGUGAUGUCAUCCCUCCCUGAAGACAUCGAGCCCGGGACACGAGUCGCCGUCAAAUGCUCAGUCAACCACACAUGCUCCUCUCACCCUCCCCAAAUCACCUGGAGCGUCCCAACAGCCCGAGAAACUAUCAGCCACAGUCACAUGGGUGGAGGCGUCUGGGAAACAGUGUCCGCUGUGAUCUUUAUUCCAACUGGAUAUGAAGAGAAAGAUGAAAUUGUCUGCACCGCCAAAUUUUGGGGUGGUAAAACACAGGAAAAUACUGCCUUCCUGAGUAUUAGAAGGCUUAAUUUGGAGACUGUCGGGCUUUAUGCCAUAGCUCCCUCACUUGUGUUCAUCCUCAUUUGUGUGCUUGCUGGAGUCUUCAUAUGCAAGAGACGGCACAGACAGCCUCAUCAUGAUAUGCAAGGGUCACGUACACAAGCUGAACAGAGGAGAUCAUUUUGGAACAGAUUCUCAAGUCGUUUUAGUAUGCCUGAAGGAAGAGCGGCUUGGACCAAUAGAGGAAACCGGAGUAAUAACAGGUACACUGGAAAUUCUCCUGAAAGACCACCAAAGCCUGAACAAAGACGGAGCAUCUGGAGCCGAUUUUCUAGACACCAAUCACCCAGAACCAAUGCAAAUCUGAGAGCAGAAUACAAGGCGAACAACACAUGUACAGUGUCAGGAAACAAGCCUUUCUCCAAACCUCAUAUGCCGUCACCAAAGAGUGAGCCAAAAUCCUACCGUGGUUAUGAUUAUGAUGCUGAUUUGACCAACAUAUAUGGAAAUUGCUGAUGAAAAUGUUACAUCAUCAAGUGCUC